CUUAUUUCUGUUGAUUUCGCGGACAGUUUACCUUAGUUUUAAUCCGUUUUUUAUAAUUUUAAGUACAUUUAAAGUUAUAAGUUCAAAAUGCUCUGUCGCUUGGUUGGAAAUGGCCAUUUAAGCGCCCGAUAUUCGGCCUCAUUAAAGCUUAUUGCGUGCUCCUCGUACUCCACGUCGGGAAAACAGCGAAAUGACAAGAUCUACGAGAACGCUGCGGAUGCUGUGGCCGAUGUCCAGGAUGGUGCCAAGAUUCUGUUCGGAGGAUUCGGCAUUUGCGGUAUUCCGGAGAAGAUGAUCAAUGCUCUGAAGGAGAAGGGAGUCAAGAAUAUUACCGGAGUCUCCAAUAAUGGAGGUGUCGACAACACCGGCCUGGGUGUGCUGAUCAAGGGCAAGCAACUGUCCAAGGUGAUUGGCUCCUAUGUGGGUGAGAACAACGAGCUGGUGCGUCAAUAUUUGGCCGGAGAACUUGCCGUGGAAUUGACUCCACAAGGAACUCUGGCGGAGAAGAUCCGCGCCGGUGGUGCCGGCAUUCCCGCCUUCUACACGCCCACUGGUUAUGCCACCUUGGUCCAGGAGGGUGGUGCACCCGUUAAAUACACAAAGGAUGGCAAGGUUGAGAUUGCCAGCGAAAAGAAACCAGUGAAGGAGUUCAAUGGCAAGAACUAUGUGAUGGAAGAGUCAAUUUUCGCCGAUUUUGCUUUUGUCAAGGCCCAGAAAGCCGAUGCCCUGGGCAAUCUGGUGUUCAACAAGGCAGCUAGAAAUUUCAAUGCACCCAUGUGCCGUGCAGCUAAGAUUACUGUGGCUGAAGUGGAGGAACUGGUGCCCGUUGGAAGCCUCAGUCCCGAUGAGAUCCAUGUUCCUGGUAUCUACGUGAAGCGCAUCUUCAAGGGCACUGAUUAUAACAAGCGUGUUGAGCGUGUAAGGAUCACGGAGCCCAAGGAUCCGAGCAAACCCGCCCCGCCACCAAAUCCUGCUCAGGAACUGCGUGAAAGAAUUGCCCGACGAGUGGCCCUGGAGUUCCGUGACGGCAUGUACGCUAAUCUGGGUAUUGGCAUUCCCGUCCUGUCCUCCAACUACAUUCCCAAGGGCAUGAACGUGCUGCUGCAGUCGGAGAAUGGUAUCCUGGGCUUGGGUCCCUUCCCCACAAAGGAUAAAGUAGACCCGGACUUGAUUAAUGCCGGCAAGGAGAGCGUUACUGUGGUGCCUGGAGCAUCCUACUUCGGUUCCGACGACAGCUUCGCCAUGAUUCGUGGUGGACAUGUGGAUAUUACCAUUCUGGGUGCCAUGGAGGUGUCGGCCACUGGAGAUUUAGCCAACUGGAUGAUUCCUGGCAAACUGGUUAAGGGCAUGGGUGGCGCCAUGGAUUUGGUUGCUGCUCCUGGCACCAAGGUGAUCAUCACCAUGGAACACAAUGCUCGCGAUGGCUCCCCCAAGAUCCUGGACACCUGCUCCCUGCCACUCACUGGCAAGGGUGUUAUCGAUCUGAUCAUCUCCGAGAAGGCCGUUUUCGAGGUGGAAAAGGGCGUGGGCCUUACCCUUAUCGAGGUCGCCGAGGGCUUGACCGUGGACGACAUCAUUGCCUGCACUGGAGCCAAGUUCGCGGUAUCGCCCAAUGUGAAGACGAUGGGUCAGAUCCCAGUUUGAGAAAUCCGGUAACAGAUAUCGCCAGAGAAGCUGCAAUACCUCCACUUUGAGUGAUAAACGAGUGCAUUUAUUUUUUUUGUUGAUCGUGUGACAAAAAACGUUUCUGUUGUUUCAAAAUAUAUAUGUGAAUAUAUAUAUA
Molecule: messenger RNA, 1783 nt
Organism: Drosophila serrata
Lineage: Eukaryota; Metazoa; Arthropoda; Insecta; Diptera; Drosophilidae
Gene: SCOT
Product: Succinyl-CoA:3-ketoacid CoA transferase
Biological process (GO): ketone body catabolic process
Cellular component (GO): mitochondrion
Molecular function (GO): succinyl-CoA:3-oxo-acid CoA-transferase activity
Source: RefSeq, a predicted model, not a curated record